Molecule: messenger RNA, 354 nt
Organism: Ustilago hordei
Lineage: Eukaryota; Fungi; Basidiomycota; Ustilaginomycetes; Ustilaginales; Ustilaginaceae
Product: putative transcription initiation factor iia gamma chain
Exons: 3
Coding region: 1-354 (117 amino acids)
Biological process (GO): transcription initiation at RNA polymerase II promoter; RNA polymerase II preinitiation complex assembly
Cellular component (GO): transcription factor TFIIA complex
Molecular function (GO): RNA polymerase II general transcription initiation factor activity; TBP-class protein binding
Source: RefSeq, a predicted model, not a curated record
AUGUCAGCUUCAACAACAGCAAACAAACAACUCUAUUAUGAGCUGUACCGUCGAUCUUCCAUCGGCAUGCAACUCACCGAUGCACUAGACGAACUCAUCCAAUCAGGCCACAUCAACCCUGUCCUUGCAAUGAGAGUCUUGAACGAGUUUGACAAAUCUAUUGCUACUAAUUUGGCGAAAAACGUAAAGGCUAAAGCUCAGCUCAAGGGUCACCUCAAAGACUACCGUCUAUGCGAAGAAGUUUGGACCUUCCGUGUUCGUAAUGCCACUCUGAAACUCGACAAUAGCGAACUUUUGGAUGUGGAUAAGGUCAAGAUCGUUGCUUGUAAGAUGGCGGAUAGUACUAGCAAGUAA